UGGCUGGGACUGGUUCCAGUCUGGAGCCAUGGAUCAGUGGGGCUGGUUCCAGUCUGGAGCCAUGGAUCAGUGGGGCUGGUUCCAGUCUGGAUUCUUGGAUCAGUGGGGCUGGUUCCAGUCUGGAUUCUUGGAUCAGUGGGGCUGGUUCCAGUCUGGAUUCUUGGAUCAGUGGAGCUGGUUCCAGUCUGGAGCCAUGGAUGAGUGGAGCUGGUUCCAGUCUGGAGCCCUGGAUCAGUGGAGCUGGUUCCAGUCUGGAUUCUUGGAUCAGUGGGGCUGGUUCCAGUCUGGAGCCAUGGAUCAGUGGGGCUGGUUCCAGUCUGGAGCCCUGGAUCAGUGGAGCUGGUUCCAGUCUGGAUUCUUGGAUCAGUGGGGCUGGUUCCAGUCUGGAGCCCACCCAGCCACCCCCAGCACUGGGAGUGCUGCCUGUGCCAGCCCCCCAGGCUGAUUCAGAGCUGUGCCUCCAUCCCUGUGUUGUGUUUUUGCAGGAGGACUUCGAGGAGCAACUGUGAUCGAUGCCUUGGACACCCUGUACAUCAUGGAACUCGAGGAGGAAUUCCAGGAAGCCAAGCAGUGGGUGGAGAAAAGCUUUGACUUGAACGUGAAUGGAGAAGCUUCCCUGUUCGAGGUGAACAUCCGCUACAUCGGAGGGCUCCUGGCCACCUACUACCUGACUGGAGAGGAGGUGUUCAAGAGCAAAGCUCUGGAACUUGGAGAGAAACUUCUGCCAGCCUUCAACACCCCCACUGGAAUCCCACGUGGAGUCAUCAACCUGGGCAGUGGCAUGAGCUGGAGCUGGGGCUGGGCGUCAGCUGGAAGCAGCAUCUUGGCAGAAUUUGGGACCUUGCACCUGGAAUUCCUGCACCUCUCCGAGCUCUCUGGCAACCCAGUGUUUGCAGAAAAGGCAAGUGACCCCCAGGCUGGGCUUUGGGUUGUUGUGUGGGUUUUAGCCAGAGAAGGCACAGCCAAAGUGGAGCCCUGAGGUGGAUGCACAUCCCUCAGGAGGCUGCUCUGGGGGACACAGAUUGUUCCAGGCAGAAUCCAAACUGCCCCCUGUGAGCCCAGGGCAAAUGGGGGCUUGUCCCUCUGUAAGCCC
This is a messenger RNA of Sturnus vulgaris (Common starling), 1093 nucleotides long. The record is from RefSeq and is a predicted model, not a curated record. NCBI's taxonomy places the organism in Eukaryota, Metazoa, Chordata, Aves, Passeriformes, Sturnidae.